GACAUGAAACAGGAACAUGGUGAAAGCUAGCAACAGAAUUCAUCAUACACAGCUUUGCGACCGACGUGAUGCAUUCGGAAUGUUUUUAAAACCAUCAAUCUAACAUCAUAAGUUUCGGUAAGCCAAUGCAAACACAGUUCUAGUUUGUCUGUUUUGGUAUUAUCAUGGUGUCGAAAUGGUGGCGUUCACUUCUCUUUGUUCUUUUUAUAUCAAGUUUUCUAAAAAGUUUUGGCAUUAAUAUUUGUCCAACAAGAGAAAUAACUCCAUUCAGUGGUUACAUUACAUCUCCUAACUAUCCCAAUAAAUAUGACACUGACAUAAAUUUUAACUUAACGAUACGAGCACCAUCUGGUUUUUCUUUUCGCUUCACAUUUACCAAACUUGAUCUUGAUUAUCUUAUGUAUAAAGGCAAAUGCUUCGAUUAUGUAAAAAUAUCAGGAAUUUUGUCGAAAGAGUUUUGUAAUGAAAAUACACCAUACAUCUUCAACCCUGGUGGCAAUGUCGUUACUAUUCAAAUGUAUUCGGAUUCCGUUGAUGUAUUUCGGUUACGUGAUGGAUUUCGUCUCCAAUUUGUGUGGAAUCUAGCAGGUUUAGGCAUUAACAUCUGUCCAACGAGAGAAAUAACUCUAUCCAGUGGUUACAUUACAUCACCUAAUUAUCCCAAUAAAUAUUACAAUAACAUAGAUUGCACCUUAACGAUACGAGCACCAUCUGGUUUUUCCUUUCUAUUCACGUUUACAAAACUUGAUCUUGAUGCUAAGUAUAACGGUCAGUGCUACUACGAUUAUGUAAAAAUAUCAGGAGUUUUGUCGAGACGUUUUUGUAAUAAAAUUACACCUUUCGACUUCAACCCUGGUGGCAAUGUCGUUACUGUUCAAAUGUUUUUGUAUUCCAGUUCCACAAGGGAUGGAAUUCGUCUUCAAUUUGUGACAUAUCUUUCACGUUCUACACCCACAACUACACUCAUAUAUAAAGAUGCGCAAGGAUGUAGUUUUCAAAAUGGACUGGGGACUACAGAUUGUCCAUGGAGGAAUAAUGACUUUGAUGGCUAUGCUUAUGAUGAUUUUGACUGGACUGUAGACUCGGCUUUGACUAAUCUUUACCAGGGGAAAUACGCGUACUUGGAUGCUUCCUCACAAAGAAAAAGAGACAAGGCCUGGCUAGUCAGUGAUUAUUUCAAUAGUUCCAUCACCUGUUUUCGAUUUUCAUACUAUAUAGACGACAAAUCAGGUGGUUUGUUGAAAGUUUAUCAGCAAAUUUUAGGAAGUGCAAAAAGAUUAUUAUGGACAGCAGCCCCCCAACGUAGAGUGUCUAAGUGGUUUGAAGUUAAUAUGACCAUUCCACAUACUGGAGUUAAUUCGGCAUACAGGAUAAUUGUUGAAGGCAUCAAAGGAAAUCCGGGCUAUCAUAUUGCUGUUGAUGAAUUUACAUUCAUGUCAACAGUGUUGUAUAAUGAAGAAACAAGCGAUGAUUUUGAUUGGUCAAUUGGCAGCGGCAUUUCGCGAAACUCUAAUACUGGUCCGAGCACUGACUCAAAAGGUUCAAUUUAUGGAAAGUAUUUUUUCAUUGAAACAUCCCAAAAGCAAGGAGACAAAGCAUGGUUGGUCAGUCGAAGUUUUUUCAACUCGAGAAAAUGUCUCACAUUUUACUAUCAUAUGUAUGGCAACAAUAUUGGAUCCUUGAAUGUGUACAGAAAAAUCUACGGAAAUAAAUAUAAAUUCUGGAGCAAAAGUGGUAAUCAAGGCAAUUCGUGGUUUAAGGCACAAGUAAACGUAGUAAAUAGCUUAAAAUAUAGCUAUGAGAUUAUCAUUGAAGGAGUCAGAGGAUCGGGUACUACAGGAGUUAUAGCUAUAGACAACAUCGAACUUAAAAAUGGUUAUUGUAAUUUCCAGUCGACAACUAACUUCUACAGUGUUACAACAGUACCAUCUUCCAACAAGGCAAGUUCGACUGGAUACAUUGCAAUUGUUUUGGGAACGUGUGGUGGUAUUGUUCUUAUACUUCUUAUAAAUUUGUUUAUCAUUUGUUACAUACGUCAGAGGAUCAGACAAAGAAACUCAUCCAAUACAACCACUCAACCCAGCAGAAUUCGGAAUCGUUUAUAUUCAACCACUCAACGCGAGAGUGUUCAAAUUACGACUGAUUCAACCACUCAACCCAACAAUAUUCAGAAUCCUACUUAUUCAACCACUCAACCCGAGAGUGUUCAAAUUACGACUUAUUCAUCCACUCAACCCGAGAGUGUACAGAAUAAAAAUUAUUCAACCAAUCAACAAAACAUUUUGACAAGUUUACCGCCACCCAGUUAUGAAAGCGUGUGUAACUGACCACCAUCCUACUCCCAUGCAACUCAUUUUGCCAGUGUUGGUGUCUAUCCAAACAUUGUACCAACUACAAAUUCAGGACAAAACAUUUAUACGUUGCCGAUGAGCAAUAAUAUCUCCGGUAACAAUUCCAAUCCAAAUAAUACAAAUCCUGAACAAAUUGAUUUGCCCUCUACUAUUGCACCUGUGGAAAUUGUUAGCGCAGGAGAAUACGUUUUUGAAUCCGAUACAAUAAUAAGCAAUUAUGAAUUUUAUAAAAGUAUAAAAAUGAAACUUAUUCUUAUAAAGUCGCACCUUAAAACCGACACUUAAAUUAUUUUUAUUAUUAAAUGCAUGCAGCAAAUAAAUGUA
This is a messenger RNA of Xenia sp. Carnegie-2017, 2675 nucleotides long. RefSeq lists its product as uncharacterized. Lineage: Eukaryota; Metazoa; Cnidaria; Anthozoa; Malacalcyonacea; Xeniidae. Gene Ontology annotation, cellular component: membrane. The record is from RefSeq and is a predicted model, not a curated record. Bases 165 to 2327 code for a protein of 720 amino acids. The transcript has 13 exons.